Anisakis simplex (herring worm) is the source of this 345-nucleotide messenger RNA. The record is from the annotation of a GenBank genome assembly. Lineage: Eukaryota; Metazoa; Nematoda; Chromadorea; Rhabditida; Anisakidae.
AUGGCCUUAAGUGGAAUGACUUCAGCAUUGUACCGAAAUGUAACGAGACGUUUCUCAACACUGUUCCUUGCCGCCGUUGUCGGUGCAUUCACGUUCGAUCUAGUGCUGAAUCGUGGAACGGACUUCUACUGGGAUAUGGUUAGUUCUUUCCAUCUUUUUAGAAGUGUUCCUCAUUCAGUGUCAACAAAGAAUCAGCCUCUGUUCCAAACAAAUGUUAAAAAUUUUACUCGAAUUAAAUUAAUUUAUUUUGCCAGCGUCAGAGGUAAUUGCCAGAUCUUUAACGAGUUUGAUAAGGUAGUUGAAGUAAAUAUCCGAGAAGUGAUUCUGUAUUAUGUGAAUAGCUGA